AUGCAUUUAGCCAACCAGAUCAGCACUCUAGUGGCUGCUAAGUGCACCAGCAAGCUGCAGAUUACAGACAGUGACUUCAGCAAACAAUUCAAGUCACUUGUCAAAGGAAAGCUUCAGCAACUCAGGCAUGACUUUCAGCAGAAGUAUCAGCAAGAUGCUGCCUGGAAGGUUGGCAGUUUAGAGAUACUUGAGUCUGUGGUCUUUGCCCACGAGGAGAUGAGCAAGAAGAACCUUGAGGAUGAAUGGGUUCUUAAGGCAGCCAUCAGAAAUGGCAUCUUGGGCUACAUCCCUUCAGGAGGCAAGCUUCAGAAGGUCACUGAGUGCAGCUGGGCUCAAGCAGAAGGCUUUCAGAUGGGAACAAAGAUAAUCCCAUCAGAUUGGUUCAAGGACAGAUUCAGUUGGCUCAGUCCUGAUGGCAAGCCCAUUGAGCCAGACUGGUCUCUUUCAGACAGCGCCUCAGAGAUUGCAGACCUUCAGAGAUGGCACUACUACAGCAAAGAAGAUGAGCAAAAUGAUUCAGCAGAUGAGGGCCAACACCUUGAGCUGGUUGAGAUUGAAGGUGAACUUGAAGAGCAGCUUGAGCUCAGCAGGUACAACAUUUUGACAAUUUCAGGCAUUUUGAUGGUUUUACCUGAAGAGGUGGAGCUUAAGGUGCCUCAGAAGGUCAAGACCUUUCAGUGGCCUGCCUUCAGGCAGCUCAGUAGGGAGGAGAUGAGGCUCAUGCUUCAGCAGCUGUAUUGCCUUCCUGAGGAUGGCUUAGGUGAGGUUGACCUCUUAGCUGGGGUGCACAAGGACACAGUUCUGCUUGAGGAUCAGCACAUUCAGAUGGGCUGGUCCCUGUUGAGCUGGGCACUUCAGAAGUCAGGUGCAGCCAUACCUUCAGACCAGUUUGGAAUUGUGGAUUCAGCUUUGACCCGCAACAUUGCACUUCAGGUGCAUGUUGAGUACAAGCAGUUUUUGAUUCAGAAGCUGAAGAACCACCUUGAGCGCCAUUCAGUUCUUUGUGUGCCAAUCUUCAGUGAGAAUCCAAGCCAUUGGACUCUGCUGGUUGUGGACCAAAGAUUCAGCCCAGCCCAGUUGAGGUGGUAUGACAGCCUUCAGCAUCAGUCCCAGGAUGCAAUUCAGGCUGCAACCCUUGUGGCAGAGUGGCUUCAGCUGGCUGGGUUUGAGCCCUUGAGAGUGAAUUCAGCCUUCCAGGACAAUUCAGACUGUGGCUGGUGGGUCCUGAAUUACAUUGAGGUGGAGGCCAGGAAGUUGAGAGGUGAGACCAUAACCUUGUGGCCUGGCUCAAGGGUUCAGUACUGGAAGAGUCGCCUUAUCCAGGUUUCAGCAAGCCUUGCAAAGGAGCUUAGCAAGGUUCAGACCCAGCUGGGGAAUGACAUUAAGAAGAGGCAGGAUAAGGAGAAGAAGGCUCAGGCUGCUAAGGCAGCUGCUGAGGAGAAGCUGAGCAGCAUGAAGAACAAGGAGUCAGCAGCUGCAGCCAAAGCCAAGGAGCUCAUUGAGACCAAUUCCUUAAGGGUCACAUGGAAGGAUCUCACCCUUGAGGAGAAGCACCAAAUCAAGAGCCUUCUGGGGGCCCCUGAGGUUCAGGAGACCCAGCUUCAGGCAGACAUUGGUCGAGCUCCUUCAGAAGAGUCUUCUGGCAAGAGGAGGAAGCUUGAGAACAAGGAAGUUGAGAAUCAGGAGCAGGCCAUUUUGAGCCAUGCUGAGAGCUUUCAGAUGACCAUUGACAGCUACACUGAGGAGAAGGUUCAGCAGGAGAAGGAGUUGAAGGAAGUUCAGCAAGCCACAUUUCAGCAAUUGAGCGAGCGCACCGACCACCCAGUCCACAGGGACUAA
Effrenium voratum is the source of this 1839-nucleotide messenger RNA. The record is from the annotation of a GenBank genome assembly. Lineage: Eukaryota; Dinophyceae; Suessiales; Symbiodiniaceae.